This is a messenger RNA of Cynoglossus semilaevis (tongue sole), 1026 nucleotides long. It is a transcript of the gene spx, whose product is annotated as spexin hormone. Lineage: Eukaryota; Metazoa; Chordata; Actinopteri; Pleuronectiformes; Cynoglossidae. The record is from RefSeq and is a predicted model, not a curated record. Gene Ontology annotation, molecular function: neuropeptide hormone activity. Bases 63 to 458 code for a protein of 131 amino acids. The transcript is spliced from 5 exons.
CCAAGAGUGAACCUCUCUCGGCCUCGGAGCUGGACACCAGUUUUUCCAGGACUUCAGUCACAAUGAAAGGUUUAAAAACCAUCACAUUAACUUAUCUCCUCACCCUUUUACUUCUCGCCUCCUUCGUCUCAGAGACGUGGAGCGCUCCUAAGGGUUCGUUCCAGCGCAGGAACUGGACGCCACAGGCCAUGCUGUACCUCAAGGGGACACAGGGACGCAGGUUCAUCUCAGAGGACCGAAAGGAGGGCGACGUCUACGACACUCUACACUUAGAGACGCGCAGCCAGAACACAGAGAAGAUGAGUGUGGACCAGGCAGCCACCAUACUGCUCAACUUCCUGCAACAGGCCAGAGAAGGAGGUGAGGGCAGGAGCAACAGCAGCAGGAGCAACAGCAACAAUAUACGUUGUUGGAAACAUAAGAUAUUUAAAAUAAUAAUAAGAUAUAAAAAAAAAUGAGAGACAGGAAUCUUACCUCUGCUCUCCAACGACAGGACAUUUAAAGACAAAUUACCAUUAAAAUUACAGGACAUUAAUACAAGUAAAAAAUUGUAUUUAAAUUAGCUGUAAAGACAAUCAUUUUUUUAAAAGUUUUUUUUUUUUGUCAUUUUGUUUUUACCACAGGAUUUAUAUUAAAUUUCAAGUCAUGUGAUUUUGUUUUCCUUCACUUUUCUAGCUGAAGAAAACCAAGACGAAGUGUAUUUCCAGGAGAUGCCGGUGUGGAAGAGAGAAUUCUUCUGAUGUAUAUUUACCCAAACACACACAGACACACACACACACACUGGUUUUUGUGUUUUUGUUAGCACUUCACAGACACCUGGACGUCGACUACUAUAAAUAAAUGCCCAACCCAAACUGAACAAACAAAUGUCCCCACCAGUAGUUAUACCAGACACACACACACACACAUCACCUGCUCUGUCUGGAACAAUGUUAAUGUAAAUAAUGAUUUGUUUGAAAUGUGAUGUUUUAAUAAAAAUAAGUUAAAUUCAUAGCACUGAUGGUCUGUUGAUGUGUGGCUUUUUUU